Molecule: messenger RNA, 1026 nt
Organism: Hirsutella rhossiliensis
Lineage: Eukaryota; Fungi; Ascomycota; Sordariomycetes; Hypocreales; Ophiocordycipitaceae
Product: glycosyltransferase sugar-binding containing DXD motif domain-containing protein
Exons: 1
Coding region: 1-1026 (341 amino acids)
Biological process (GO): mannosyl-inositol phosphorylceramide biosynthetic process
Molecular function (GO): mannosyltransferase activity
Source: RefSeq, a predicted model, not a curated record
AUGCCCAACCAUCUCCUCCGAAUCCAACAUUUCGCCUCUACCAGUAGGUCUCGCAUUGUCACAGGGGCCACGAUUCUGACUCUUGUCGCAAUUGGCUGGUUGUUCCGUCAUCUGAUAUACACAUCAUGGACGCUGGCCUCUCUCGGCGUCUACUGGAGCAGCACCGCCGACGAGUUCGUCCUCUCUAAGACGCACGACCACUUUGAUAUUACGUUUGCCGACUAUGAUGAGAACCAGCUAUCGGCUACCCCCUACGAUGACCUCGUGCCUCCGAUCCUACAUCAUAUCGUCUUCGGCAAGCACGGAAGCCGAUGGAGAGAUGAGUCGGAAGACGCGAUGCGGAGCUGCCUGGACAGGCAUCCGGGCUGGCAGUCGCACAUCUGGUCGGAAGAGAAUGCAUCCAAGUUUGUGGCCGAAAAAUUCCCCGAGCUCCGGGAAAUGUGGGAAAAUUACCCGUAUCAGAUCCAACGAAUCGACUCCCUACGAUACAUGGUCCUCUACGAAUACGGAGGGGUGAUUCUGGACGUAGACCUCCGGUGUAAGAGAGCUUUGGGCCCGUUGCGGCGGUUCAGCUUCGUCGCGCCUGAGGCUCAUCCGACCGGCUUCUCCAUCGGCUUCAUGAUGGCUGCCAAGGGAAACUCCUUUGCCGGCGACAUUGUGCGCAGCCUCUCCGUCCAUAACCGGCAGUGGCUCGGCCUGCCGUACCCAAGCGUCAUGUUCAGCACUGGAUGCCACUUCGCGUCUGUCAUCCACGCGCUGCAGCCAAACCGGACCGACCUCAAGGUUCUUCCAAAACCGAUGCAUAGCCUCAACGGACCUUCCUCAACGCCCAUCUUUGACCACCUAGGGAGCUCGUCAUGGCAUUCAUACGACGCCCGCCUGAUUACCGCACUGGGCAACCAGGCGAACCUGCCGGUUUUCCUAGUCCUGGGAGUUGCGCUGGUGCUGUUUGUUGGACGAAGGGUGAUAUUACAAUGUUUGCGGAAAAGUAAACCGCAAUCGGAGGCCGGGGUAAAACAUCACUGA